Messenger RNA from Cornus florida, 2146 nucleotides. Its product is annotated as ketol-acid reductoisomerase, chloroplastic-like. The record is from RefSeq and is a predicted model, not a curated record. Gene Ontology annotation, cellular component: mitochondrion; chloroplast. The coding region runs from base 55 to 1833 and encodes 592 amino acids. Lineage: Eukaryota; Viridiplantae; Streptophyta; Magnoliopsida; Cornales; Cornaceae. The transcript is spliced from 10 exons. Gene Ontology annotation, molecular function: ketol-acid reductoisomerase activity. Gene Ontology annotation, biological process: L-valine biosynthetic process.
CUCUCUCUCUCUCUCUCUCAUUACACGUUUGGUUGCAGUGAGUCAGUCACCAAAAUGGCGGCGGCUACCUCCUUCUCUCCCUCCGUGGCGGCUUCCUCAUCUUCUUCGAAAACCCUAAAGCCAUCCCCGAAAAGCCUAGGUAGCAAUCUAGGGUUUCUUUCUUCAUCGUCUUCGAAAACAGCCCUAAAGCCUCUCAAAGCUCGGGUCUUUACUAGCAAUAAUGCUGGUUCAGGCUCAGGCUCAACUCUCGGGGCUCGGAUGGUCUCUAUGCCUGCGAUCAAGUCGCCAAUGUUGCUCGAUUUCGAGACCUCUGUCUUCAAGAAGGAGAAGGUCACUCUAGCUGGUCAUGACGAGUUUAUCGUGAGAGGAGGGAGGGAUUUGUUCCAUUUGCUGCCUGAUUCGUUCAAGGGUAUCAAGCAAAUUGGUGUUAUCGGUUGGGGAUCUCAGGGCCCUGCUCAAGCUCAAAAUCUAAGGGAUUCUCUUGCAGAAGCUAAAUCCAAUAUUGUGGUCAAGAUAGGUCUUCGGAAGGGUUCUCGUUCAUUUGCGGAAGCUCAUGCUGCUGGUUUCACUGAAGAGAGUGGAACACUAGGCGAUAUAUGGGAAACUAUAUCAGGCAGUGAUUUGGUGUUGCUCUUGAUUUCUGAUGCUGCACAGGCUGACAAUUAUGAGAAAAUAUUCUCCCACAUGAAGCCAAAGAGUAUUCUUGGGCUUUCCCAUGGAUUUCUUCUUGGCCAUUUGCAGUCAAUGGGCCUGGACUUCCCCAAAAACAUGAGUGUGAUAGCUGUGUGUCCCAAGGGAAUGGGUCCAUCUGUGAGAAGACUCUACGUUCAAGGCAAAGAAAUUAAUGGUGCAGGAAUUAAUUCCAGUUUUGCGGUCCACCAGGAUGUUGAUGGCAGAGCCACUGAUGUUGCCCUUGGAUGGUCGGUUGCCCUUGGUUCUCCUUUUACAUUUGCCACUACACUAGAGCAGGAGUACAAGAGUGACAUAUUUGGAGAGCGAGGUAUCUUACUUGGUGCUGUGCACGGGAUUGUUGAGUCCUUGUUUAGAAGAUAUACUGAAAAUGGAAUGAGCGAAGAUCUGGCUUACAAGAAUACUGUUGAGUGCAUAACAGGGAUAAUUUCAAAGACCAUUUCAACUAAGGGCAUGUUGUCUGUGUACAAUUCUCUUUCAGAAGAUGGCAAAAGGGAGUUCGAGGCUGCAUAUAGUGCCUCGUAUUAUCCCUGCAUGGACAUCUUAUACGAGUGUUAUGAAGAUGUAGCUACUGGCAGUGAGAUCCGGAGUGUUGUCUUGGCUGGGCGUCGCUUUUAUGAAAAGGAUGGUCUACCAGCUUUCCCGAUGGGUAAAAUUGAUCAGACGCGGAUGUGGAAAGUAGGUGAACGAGUUAGAGCAGUACGGCCAGCAGGCGACUUAGGCCCAUUAUAUCCCUUCACUGCAGGUGUCUUUGUGGCAUUAAUGAUGGCACAGAUUGAAAUUCUGAGGAAGAAAGGCCACUCCUAUUCGGAGAUCAUCAACGAAAGUGUGAUUGAGUCUGUUGAUUCUUUGAAUCCUUUCAUGCAUGCUCGCGGGGUUUCUUUCAUGGUUGACAAUUGUUCAACAACAGCACGGCUAGGAUCAAGGAAAUGGGCCCCACGUUUUGAUUAUGUUCUUACCCAGCAGGCCUUGGUGGCAGUGGAUAAUGGAGCUUCCAUCAACCAGGACCUCAUCAGCAACUUCCUGUCAGAUCCAGUGCACGGAGCGAUUGAAGUAUGUGCCCAGUUGAGACCUACAGUUGACAUAUCGGUGCCUGCAGAUGCCGAUUUUGUUCGUCCGGAGUUGCGUCAGUCUGGUAACUGAAGUGUUGAAUUAGCUAGAUUUCUUUUGGCGGGCUGUUUGAGAGAGAAGGUUUAUUGAAUGUAGGAGCACUAUUGUUCUAUCUAGUCUGUUUGGAUGCUACUUUAUGUUUGUAGAAGUACUCCUUUUGGCGGGCUGUUUGAGAGAGAGGUUUAUUGAAUCUAGGAGCACUAUCGUUCUAUCUAGUCUGUGUUUGGAUGCUACUUUAUGUUUGUAGAAGUACUCUGUACGUUGUGCUGCUUGCUGAGCGACUGAGCAUGAUAUGUACUUUGUGUUGGUGAUUUUAAAUAAUGAGUUACGAUGAUUAAGUAUUUAA